CUUUCAUCAAAGCUUUGAAAUCUGAUAGAAAUCAACUUUAGUUUGUGUCAUCCAGAAAACUAAAAGCAAAGAGCUAGUAAUAGUAUUGAUCAAAGAAACAGUUGGAGAUGAGUUGUUCAGCGCACAAAGCUUGGAUUGCAGCAACUAGUGUUGGAGUUGUGGAGGCCUUGAAGGACCAGGGUCUGUGUAGGUGGAAUCACGCUUUCAAAUCUGCUCAACAUGUCAUCAAAACCCAUAUUGGAUCUUUGUCACAAGCAAAGAACUUUUCCUCUUCUUCUAUGGUUUCUUCUUCUAGCAGAUUAAAGGGGAAGCAGUCAGAGGAAUCAUUAAGGACUGUUAUGUACUUGAGCUGUUGGGGUCCCAAUUAGAGAAUAAGGGAAAUAUGGAUAUUAAAUUUUUGUUCUUUGACAAUGGGGGCCUGAGAUUUCUGUAGUUGUAUUGGAUUUGUAUUGGUUCUUGGAUAGUAAGAGGAAUUGUUUGUCCUUUGUGACAAAUUGAUGUAAAUAUGGUAAAUGACAAGUCAGGUUUUCCAAAUUGAAAAUGCCUUCACUUUUUCAUUCAUCUAUAUUCUCACUUUUAUA
Cajanus cajan (pigeon pea) is the source of this 581-nucleotide messenger RNA. RefSeq lists its product as uncharacterized. The record is from RefSeq and is a predicted model, not a curated record. NCBI's taxonomy places the organism in Eukaryota, Viridiplantae, Streptophyta, Magnoliopsida, Fabales, Fabaceae.